Molecule: messenger RNA, 2398 nt
Organism: Bursaphelenchus xylophilus (pine wood nematode)
Lineage: Eukaryota; Metazoa; Nematoda; Chromadorea; Rhabditida; Aphelenchoididae
Source: the annotation of a GenBank genome assembly
AUGCUGUUCUUGUGGUUGGUGUUGUCCCUUUUGCCCAUCUCUGUCGCCUCAAAUUAUGCAGCGUUAAUAUUUCCAUUUGCAAAUGCAAGUCAAAUCCGAAGAGCGUACUCAAUUGGUGCCGAAGGUGAGUAUAACAGUCUCUUUUCUUCAUGAAGUACUUUAGCUCGUCAUAAUUUGUCCAAAGAAAUAGAUGUUGAGCGAGACGAAAGUGCAAAGAUGGAACUCUUUGCUCACCAUUUCAUGUCUUGCUCAACUGUCGGAAACGAGUUACAAGAGUACAUUGACAGUUUACUGGAUAUCCAAUCUCAGGGGCAUUCGCCUAAGGAAAGCCUAAAGAAAAAGAUUUUGCAAGCAGCCGGAUUUGAUGCUAUAGUAAGUUGACUAUUAUUUUUGAAAUGCUCUCCUUCAGUCAUCAAACCUCUUUAUCAUGAAUUACAAGGACAUUGAGAAGACUAUAAACACUGCCUGUCUGAAGAAUGAAUUGCAAUUACAAUGCGCAUACGGCUUCAUGAAUGACUACGAUAAGAUUCAAGAACAUAUUACUGAGCUUAAGAAGGUACUGCGGACUUGAUAACAAAAAACUGCUUUCAGACUGACGGGAAUCUGAAGGUGAUGUUUGAGAAGGAAUGUAAAAACCCCCAACUGUCUCCCAAGUUGUAUUCCUGUAUUGGUAAACACGUUCAUUUUGUAAAGAAUCAAUGCGCGCUCCCAUUCCUCAAAUAUAAUCAGACCAGAAGAGCCGUGAAUAACAAGAUCGAGGUCAUCUCUCAAGUCUCCCACCGUACGCUCAAUAAAAUCUUGACCCGAUAUGAACGGACGGCUGAUGAAGAUUUGUUGAUCGAGGCGUAAGAAUUUGUUUCCUUAAACAUUCACACCGACACCUGUAGUUUAACUUCUUUUCUUGCAGAAAUAACCAACUCCGCGGUGCAUUGCGGGAAGUCUCAUUUCUGGAAGACCAAAAGUGCGUGCAAUUCCUGGAACUGAGCGCUUGUUUUGAAGUACAGAUGGCCAAUUACUGUGGCCAAGAUACGCUGAAUGUGUUGGAUACGGUGCUGCGGGUUGGUUACUUGAGAAGAGAGAGAGAUACACUUAAUAGUCAUGUACAAAUACAACAACAGUUCGAACAAAUGGAAGUUCCACCCAGCCCGAAUUGUAUUCCCCUAGUCUGAUGACAUGUGCACAUUUCGAGGGAAUGAAUAAAUUAUGUUUUGAAACUCUGAAAAAGACAACUUGACAGGUGGUCGUCUCCUUAAAGAGAAGUGUAACAUAAUUACGAGGUGUAAGACAGGACUGCGGAAGCUUACCUGCCUAUGAAAGAGUAGUCAUGGAUGUCGAUUCGAAUAUUACCUCUGGCCAGGGAUCUAGUUUCAAUUAUUCCUUUGACUACAGCGAUUUUGACAGCAAAGCGUUGGUGCCUAAGGCACAAGAGAUAGACAACUUUACUGCUUGUGCAAAGACAAGUAAGUUAGACAUCAAUUAACGAUAUCCAAUACAGUAAUCGGAGUGCUUACGGUGUCUGCUAUAGUUGUUCUGACGACUGGAAUAACGAGAUCAAAGAAUCAAAAAUUCUUCGGCUUCCAAUGUUACAGUAUGAAUUUAGCAAUAAUCAACGUAUUAAAUAUUGUAAGUCCCGUACGUGAUUAGGUGGUAUUGUAGGUAUCUUUAUAUUGCAAUGACAGAGACAUUAAUCUCUCCAGUUUCCUAACGGAAGGUUUUGCCAAAAGCAUAAAGAUCUAUAACUACGCUUUCAAAAAAACUGCAUCUAUUGUGUUCUGCACAACAACUUUUUUCCUUAUAUACGAAACGACACAGCGAUAUCGGCGAAAUAUUAUUGGGUUUCCCUUGAAAUAUUGGCUCAUCAUUUUGAUUACAGCUGACUUUGUUCCGCUUUUGAUGACAACUAUAGAGGUAUGGAGAUUCCUAAUGCAUAUAACGUUUCAAUUAAGGCGCAAUAUUACCGGUACUCGUCAUACAGACCCAAUCUGGUGGCCCUAUACCAGUUCUUGUGGUUGCAAGCUCUCACACUGGCUGUUUUCGUGUUCAAUGUCGCGAUAUUUUGCAUGUCGGUUAGAAAAAAGAGAGAAGAAAAUUUUGUGACGGACCCUGAGCCUUCUUUUUUGACUCGAAGGCAGAUGAUUAAAUUCUGCGUCUUUGUUAUUUGCACAACAUGGCUACAGUACCCUACAAAUUAUUUACUACCAACUGAGGUUUUUGACUUUGAAUUUGAUCCAGAAAUGUCUCUAAAAUUACUACCUACCAUCCAGGUAACUUUAAUCAUCCUUUUUGCAUAUUGUUUCAGCCGUAUAUCAAACGAAUGAUCGAUUUCCACGUUUAUCUAACCUUUUUGAAACCGUUCUGCGAAACAAUGGCAUGCUUACUCUUUCUAUGCACAAAAUGA